Messenger RNA from Ornithodoros turicata, 999 nucleotides. RefSeq names its product zinc finger protein 239-like. NCBI's taxonomy places the organism in Eukaryota, Metazoa, Arthropoda, Arachnida, Ixodida, Argasidae. Gene Ontology annotation, biological process: regulation of gene expression. The coding region runs from base 1 to 999 and encodes 332 amino acids. The transcript has a single exon. Gene Ontology annotation, cellular component: nucleus. The record is from RefSeq and is a predicted model, not a curated record.
AUGCCCUCAGAAUGUCCUAUUUAUGAAAUUUCAGACGCAAGAGAAAGCACUGGUACCCUCCAUAUUAAGGACCAGCCCAGAGACGUCUACCCUGCAGAGUACAGCCCGAGCGAGAACACACAGCACCACAAGCGGACAGAUUCAUGCAAGAAGCCAUACAAGUGCGAUGUUUGCCCUGCGGAGUUUAGCCGAGGUGUGCUACUACAGCAGCACGAGCGAACACACACAAGUGGGAAGCCAUACAAGUGCGAUGGCUGCCGUGCAGAGUUCAGUCUGAGUGGGCACCUACAGCGUCACAGGCAGACACACACGGGUGAGAAGCCAUACAAGUGCGAUGUCUGCCAUGCAGAGUUCAGUCUGAGUGGGCACCUACAGCGUCACAAGCGGACACACAUGGGUAAGAAGCCAUACAAGUGCGAUGUUUGCCCUGCGAAGUUCAGUCAGAGCGGGCACCUAUGGCGUCACAGGCGGACACACACGGGUGAGAAGCCAUACAAGUGCAAUGUCUGCCCUGCUGAGUUCAGCGGGGGUUGGAUCCUGCAGGAGCACAUGCGGACACACACGGGCGAGAAGCCAUACAAGUGCGAUGUCUGCGACGCAGAGUUCUGCCAGAGCGGGACCCUGCAGCAGCACAAGCGAACACACACGGGUGAGAAGCCAUACAAGUGCGAUGUCUGCCAUGCAGAGUUCAGUCGGGGUGGGCACCUACAGCGUCACAAGAGGACACACACGGGUAAGAAGCCGUACAAGUGCGAUGUUUGCCCUGCGAAGUUCAGUCAGAGCGGGCACCUAUGGCGUCACAGGCGGAUACACACAGGUGAGAAGCCAUACAAGUGCGAUAUCUGCCCUGGGGAGUUCAGCAGGGGCGGGCACCUACAGCAGCACAUGUGGACACACACGGGCGAGAAGCCAUACAAGUGCGAUCUCUGUCCAGCAGUGUACAGACAGCGCGGAACCUUGUCACGUCACAAGCGGACACACACGGGUGAACCGCCGUAA